AUGAAACGUCGGAAUAGUUUGUUCCUUUCAUCAGGAAGUGGCUUCGGUAACAGUGAAGGCGUUGAGAUUGCAAUCGAAAUGGCGCCAGGUGAACCGCUUCGAUUAUCACCGGAGAUGAUUACUGAACAUAUUAUCAUGUCUGAGUAUGCUAUGAUUUGUCGAGAUCCAAUAGAUGGUUUAUAUGCGGUACCAGGUGCUCGAAAUAAGUUCGAAUGGUUCGGUUUGUUGUUUAUUCGACGGGGUGUCUACGCUGGUGCUAUCUUUCGCUUCACUUUGCAUCUUCCUCUUGAUUUCCCAUCCACGGAGUUACCAACAGUAGUUUUCGAUUUGGACGUAUUUCACCCACAUGUUAACCCAGCUACACGAGAGCUGGAUUUGAAAAAGUAUUUCGUUGGUGGUUGGAAAUCUGAUCAGCAUCAUCUCUACCACAUUUUGCUUAUUGUACAGAGGACAUUUUUUACAUUCGAUUCAAACCCAACGACGUGCGCUAAUACCGAAGCAGCAGCAUUACUUCGCGAUAAUAGAGAAUUAUACAGAAUGCGAGCCAGCGAACUUAUCAGGAAAAGUCGGUCUGUUAUAUACGAACCUGUUGAAAUGGACGAUGCAAAUGCCAUUAGGCUUAUGCCAUGGGAUGCAUCCAUUCACGAGCCAUUACGACAAAGGCUUAUAGGUGGACUAACUGACAGUCAAAUAAGUACAAUGUCACUGCUAGGUUCGCUGGGUUGUGGCCUUAAUAGGUCGUCGGUAUUCGAAUCCCGAGCUAAACACGGGUUUUCUUGGAUUUCUCCAACCGAUUUAUGCUAUAUGGUGGAACCGCCGAGACCAGUUGAGCUUGAUCUGAAAGUAAUAUCAGAAACGGAAAAUUGUCCAAUGAGUGCAGAACCAUCCUACGCUUCUUGUCCAGGUGAGUUAAACGACAACAGUGUAGCAAGUGAAACCAUCAUUCCUCAUCUUUCCGGAUUGGACUUGAGUGAUGGAAGUUACUUUAAACAAGAAAAUGGGAAAGAAUCACAAAAAGAAUCCGAAAAAAAUGAUUCAAGUCUACUAAAAGAUGAACUGCAAAAUGAGGAUGAUGUUAAAGAUCUUGUUGCCAAAAAUAACGAGAACAAUGGCCUAGCAGAGGAAACGUGUGAGGAAUGGGAAAGUAGGGAGCAGGAAAUAGAUGUUAAGCCAUUUUCUCGACUGGAAGAAUCUGCUCAUAGAAGAAAUGAAUACGUAAAGAUUUCGCGAAGUGCUGAUAUAUCAGAUGAAAAUGCUGUCCGAGUACGAUCAAGUUGGAACAGUGAUGAAGUUGGAGAAAGUGAUAUAUGA
Cercopithifilaria johnstoni is the source of this 1311-nucleotide messenger RNA. The record is from the annotation of a GenBank genome assembly. Lineage: Eukaryota; Metazoa; Nematoda; Chromadorea; Rhabditida; Onchocercidae.